AUGGGAGACUACUACGAGUAUGAGAGCGAUGAUAAUGAUGAUCAGAAGCAACCAAUUCAUCGCAAAGUCUACCCGAUUUAUGGCCGAGACCGCGAACGCAGUGACAGUUCGACAUAUCUGACAGGGUCGUCGAGUGCCAGUGCCAAUGCAUUGAUGAAUUUUGACAGCGAUUCUCAUUGCGAUCCCAAGGCUCUUUUGCAAGCUGUGGUCUUUGUCGAAGAUGCUGUCAAAUUCAGGAGUAUCAAACACAAGAUAGACCCCUUCUCUCUCUGGUACUACCGGGUCUACUACUCCAGGCCAAUCCAGUGGACCCUCUAUGUAGCGAUCUUCACCAUCCUGGUCCUUGCUUUCUUCGAGCCCCCAUCCUCCCUCACCACCGGCAGCAGCUCUGACCCCCGUUACCGUGGCGACCGCAUCCAUGCACCCUGCGGUGUGACAGAGGGAAUCGAGUUCGCCUGUCUCCUCAUCUUCUUAUAUGAUGUGUGCACCAAGAUUUAUCUGAUAGGUUUUUCAGAGCUGAGGAAGAGCAAGUGGCUGGUUGCCUACCUCGUCGUUAUGGCUUUCUCUCUCAUCGAUUGGCUGGUCACUAUCAACUUCGUCUGCGAUGAGCUGUAUAGAAUUCGCCGCUUCCUCCGCCCAUUCUUCCUCAUCCAGAACUCCCAGUUGAUGAAGAAAACCGUGAGGAGCAUCAAAAACACCAUGCCAAAAGUAGCAAGUGUGAUCCUACUUCUUCUGAUACACAUCUAUUUCUUCACCAUGUUUGGCAUGCUACUGUUUCCUAGACCAGAUGGAGACCUGAAACCCUCUGUCCUCCACAACAAGACUUCAAAUCAGACGAGUUUGAUAGUUAAUGAUACAACAAUAGUGGAUUCUAGGAUAUUCCAAGAGGGCAUGCAGCAUUUUGCCAGCAUAGGUGAAUCAUUCAUGAGCCUCCUCGUGCUCCUCACGACUGCAAACAACCCUGAUGUUACUAUGCCCGCCUAUCAGAACAACAGAUUCUACGCUCUCUACUUCAUCAUCUUUCUUGGAAUUGGUCUCUACCUUUUCUUCAAUAUGCUUACUGCUGUCAUCUAUAAUGAAUUCAGAGGAUAUUUAAUUACGUCAAUGCAGUCCAGUCACUUCCGUAGAAGACUGGGAUUUCAGGCAGCCUUUGAGAUGUUGAGAGCCCAAAUCAGAACGGUCAACGGAAGUAUUGAAAGAUGCACAGUCAGUGUGAGUGUGGUCAAGUCCGUGGUUCUCCAAGCUAGUAUACCAAAGAGAGCCAAAAGGACCAUUUUAACAGAGCUGGAUGGCAAUAUAGGUGGAGUGAUUACAUCAUCAGAGUUUCAGGGACUUUUCGAUUGCCUCGACCAUCAAACAGACGAAGAUGAGAUUCCAGGUCCUAGACUAAUAACUAGACCAAGACUAAAGAGACUCCAGUCCUGCAUCGUCCAUCGUUUCUUUGGGUACUGUGGGACGGCUGUGGCAGUUGUGAACAUCGUUUUUAUUAGUAUUGAGAUUUCAACACAGUACGAUAAAAGCCUUUACCAUGACGAUUCAGAGCUCACCAAGUUCAACAUUGUCUUCAUCAUCUAUUACUGCGUAGAACAGAUACUGAAAUUCUGGGCUCUUGGCUGGAAGUGUUUCAAGUACUCGGUUACGAACCUCCUCGAUGCACUGUUCACAGCAGUCUUGCUAGUAGCGCAAAUUUUAUACCUCGUCAUGGAAGGAUCACGGCUUUAUCCAGACGACAGUGUGGGCUUUGUUAUGUACGAUCUUGUCAGGAUCAUUAACAUCCUCAUAACCUUCCGGCUCUUCAGGAUAAUUACACACUUCAAUACGAUGGCCAUUGUGGUCAGUACUAUGCUGGAUCUGAUCAGGAACCUACGUGCUUUCAUCGGGAUCCUUGUUGUAAUCUACUAUGUAUUUGCUAUUUUGGGGAUGGUCGUCUUUCGAGGGAAGAGUCCCCAGCCGCCCAAUAAUACUGACAUAACUCAAUUACCAAUGUGUGGGUCUUAUCGGCAGCUGAAUUACUAUGCAAAUAAUUUUGAUGAUUUUGCGUCUGCCAUCGUUGUACUCUGGGAUAUCAUGGUGGUGAAUAAUUGGCAUGUCUUCCUGGAGGCAUAUUCAAAAACAGCUUCUCAAUGGUCCCAAAUCUAUUUCAUUGCCUGGUACUUCACCUCAGUCUUGGUUUGCCUCAACGUAUUCACUGCAAUUAUUCUGGAGAAUUUCAUCACAUCCUGGGACCGAAGUCAGAAGAGACAGCGGCAAUCUUUGGAAGAGGGAAAUAGACCGACCGCUUACCUUAUGUCUGUCCAUACAAUGUUCAGGGACGAUCUUCAGGAGCCGACAGAGAGCGAACUCCUGGAUGAGAUUUACAAGCAUCCCCACAUACACAACCUAUGCUUCUAA
This is a messenger RNA of Strongylocentrotus purpuratus (purple sea urchin), 2391 nucleotides long. It is a transcript of the gene TPC2, whose product is annotated as two-pore calcium channel 2. Gene Ontology annotation, biological process: monoatomic ion transport; transmembrane transport. Lineage: Eukaryota; Metazoa; Echinodermata; Echinoidea; Camarodonta; Strongylocentrotidae. Gene Ontology annotation, cellular component: lysosomal membrane. Gene Ontology annotation, molecular function: voltage-gated channel activity; monoatomic ion channel activity. The record is from RefSeq and is marked provisional.